GCGGCGGCGGCGGCGGCAGCAGCAGGAGCAGCCCCGGCUGCGGGUCGCGACGGCGGCGGGGCUCCCCCUCCCCCGUGCCGGGGCGCGGCGGAGGGAUGUGGGGCUUUGCAGGAGGAAGGCUUUUCGGCUUCUUCUCGGCCCCGGUGCUGGUGGCAGUGGUGUGCUGCGCCCAGAGCGUGAACGAUCCCGGAAACAUGUCCUUUGUGAAGGAGACGGUGGACAAGCUGUUGAAAGGCUACGACAUCCGCCUGAGACCCGACUUCGGGGGUCCCCCGGUCUGUGUGGGGAUGAACAUCGACAUCGCCAGCAUCGACAUGGUUUCCGAAGUCAACAUGGAUUAUACCUUAACCAUGUACUUUCAACAAUAUUGGAGAGAUAAAAGGCUUGCCUAUUCUGGGAUCCCUCUCAACCUCACGCUUGACAAUCGCGUGGCCGACCAGCUGUGGGUGCCCGACACCUAUUUCUUAAAUGACAAAAAGUCGUUUGUACAUGGAGUGACAGUGAAAAACCGCAUGAUCCGCCUUCACCCUGACGGAACGGUGCUGUAUGGGCUCAGAAUUACCACCACAGCAGCCUGCAUGAUGGACCUCAGAAGAUAUCCGCUGGAUGAACAGAACUGCACUUUGGAGAUUGAAAGCUAUGGCUACACCACAGAUGACAUUGAAUUUUACUGGCGUGGCGGGGACAAGGCUGUCACUGGCGUGGAAAGGAUCGAACUCCCACAGUUCUCCAUUGUGGAGCACCGUCUGGUCUCAAGGAAUGUCGUCUUCGCCACAGGUGCCUAUCCACGACUCUCACUGAGUUUUCGGUUGAAGAGGAAUAUUGGAUAUUUCAUUCUUCAGACUUACAUGCCCUCUAUACUGAUUACGAUUCUCUCGUGGGUAUCCUUCUGGAUCAAUUAUGAUGCAUCUGCUGCUAGAGUUGCCCUCGGGAUCACGACUGUAUUGACAAUGACAACCAUCAACACGCACCUUCGGGAGACUUUGCCCAAAAUCCCCUACGUCAAAGCCAUUGACAUGUACCUUAUGGGCUGCUUUGUCUUUGUGUUCCUUGCCCUGCUGGAGUAUGCCUUCGUCAACUACAUUUUCUUUGGAAGAGGCCCUCAAAGGCAGAAGAAGCUUGCAGAAAAGACAGCCAAGGCAAAGAAUGACCGUUCCAAGAGUGAAAGCAGCAGGGUGGAUGCUCAUGGAAAUAUUCUGUUAACAUCAUUGGAGGUUCACAACGAAAUUACCGAAGUUGCAGGCAGUGAUACCAGGAAUUCAGCAAUAUCCUUUGACAACUCAGGAAUCCAGUACAGGAAACAGAGCAUGCCUAGGGAAGGGCAUGGGCGAUACAUGGGGGACAGAAGCAUCCCACACAAGAAGACCCAUCUACGGAGGAGGUCUUCGCAGCUCAAAAUUAAAAUCCCUGAUCUAACCGAUGUGAAUGCCAUAGACAGAUGGUCCAGGAUCGUAUUUCCAUUCACUUUUUCUCUUUUCAACUUAGUUUACUGGCUGUACUAUGUUAACUGAGUGACUGUACUUGAUUUUUGAAAGACUUCCUUUAACACUGAGUGAAAUAUUACUCUGCCUGUCAAGUUUUUAUACCUGUACACACACACACAGACACUCAGACACACACACACACACACAUAUAUACAUACGCAAUUGUAUAUAUAUGUGAACUUUCUCAGCAUAUAUAUAAAAUACACGUGUAUAUGAGGAUGUAUGCGUAUGUGUUCAUACACAGAGGUGUAAGCUCCUAUGUGUAUGCACAUAUGCAUACAGAAAUACAUUUGCAGCUAUGGACAAUUUAACACAGGAUGCAUACUAAAGAAAGUCAUAGUUUUUUUCUUAAUUGAAAGGGACAAGUAUCUAAAUAUUAUGCCUUGAGAAUGAGGACAUAAAACACAAUAUCAUCCCAAAAUGUGUCUUUUAUUAUCAUGUUAGACAUUUUAGUUCAAAAAUCAGAAAGAACUUCUUAGUUCAUCUUUUUGACUCUCAUGCAGUGGAAUUGCUAGUUUAAAAUGAGUCAUACAGUUCAUAUUCUCUCUUUCAGUUUACUAAACAAAGACUUUUGGGCUUUUCUGAUGAUUGGGUUUGUUUUUCAUUAUGUGUACUUUUUCUGUGCUGGUGUAGCCGAUGCGGUGAGUCGCAGCCUGUGCGCUCACCUGUUCUCUUAAACAUAGAUACAUCCCACGUUGCUGUCUGAGAGUCUAGUUUUUGAAAACCCAUCAGGAGUGAAUGGCAACUCACUGUAAGUACUAUAAUAUACAGAAUUUGUGUGUUUCUCAUUCGCCUGGAGUGGAUCCAGCUUAGCUAUCAUGUGGGAACACAGUGGCACGUUUUGGCAAUCACAUUUCCAUCACUGAAAAUGUGCACUCUGUCGCUUAUGGAUCUUUAGGCCCGACAACUUACAGAAAGCAUAGAUGUCUCAGGUUAUUUGUUACUCUAAGGAAAAACCAUCUAGGGCAACCCCCACUCCCUUCCCCCGCAGUUAUGUUGUCAACCAUUCUUAUAACAUUGUAUGUUAAUAUAAGGUAUAUUUGCAUAAUCUGCAUACAUCUGUAUAUUUACCAGGAUUUUGUUUCUUAUGCUUGCUCUCAUGGCAGCAUGCGAUGUCAUAUUUUUCUUUAUGUGAUGUAAUUACUUUCUGUUAGCUAGAAAUUAAGACUGAAGCUGAAACACUUCUAAUGCUCAUGUUUGAAAACUAAGAUAUUCCACAUGCCUUUAUUUCUGUAUCUGACAUAUUUCAUAAGCGCAUCCAAUGACUCCUAGGCUGCCUAGGAUUCUGCAGGAACACGACCAGUACACAGCACGUAUCACCCAACAAUCCAUGACCGUUCUCGGAGGCAAAGAGGGCAACCUGACAACAAACACGGUUCCUUCUGAGCCACAGCCUCAUCAGUAUUUGGACUUUUUAAAGCUCGUAGAAACAAGACAAGGUGCACCGGUUUCAUAGACGCAACCUUAACUUACUAUUUAGACGAGAUCUUUCUAAAGAAAACAAAGAGAUGAUAUAUUUUUUGUAAACAAUAUUUCUAUCACAGGCAUCCAUAAACUGAAAUGACUACAGUUGUGCAAACAGGUGUCACAGUGAAGUUAUGCAUUUGGAGAAAAAACAAAAAGAAUUUUAAAAAGCAAAAUACACAGGAAGGAAUUGCUAAAUUAAUAAUUUAUCCCAAAAUGUCACAUAUGCCUCACCCUCUCUGUUAUGUUCAAAACAAAAUGAGCGGAAUGUAGUCCAAGACUCCUGUUUCUGGCCCGACCGUUCUCCACAUAGAAACACCACCCUCCCUGAGGGGUCUACUGUGGGGACCAUCGCCAGCAGCUGACCACUACUUGAUUUUUCUUUGGUGGCCAUAGCAACCAUUAAUUUGCAGGCCUCUGCAACAGUUCCAAACCCACCAUCAGAGAAAACACAAUCCAUAAACUCUCAUGCGGAAAGCACUUUGUAAUCUUUAUACCCUUCCCCACCUUCAUUCCUCUCUUUAUUCAACGUCUUCUCCCAAUCUCUGCUCUCUUAGUUUUAAUUUGCUUUUUUUCUGGAGAUUAGUCAAUGGUUUGUUGGUUGUUGGCUUUUCUCUGGCAAUUUUUGUCAUAGGUAACAGUGGGGGAUCCUAACAGAUUGGAAACAACCUUGUAAGUGGCCUUAUCAUUGUUAACACGUUAAAGAACAAAAAAGACAUUUGCAAAGACCUUAUCCCUUUCAAUACUUCAGGUAUCUUUUUUCUGUAUUCAGUAAUUCAAGGUGUGGGCUUCACAUGCAGAAGGAGGACCCCAAAAUGCAAAUGACAUGGACAAAAGCUUCCAAGUGUUGAUUUAAGUGUAUGAUUUAUACUUUCAGAACGGUGACAUUAAUUCUUCCUGGGAGAAAUGUGAUUCAAAACUUUUUUGAUGCAUAGUUGAGGUACCCAAAUAUCAAAGGCAGAGACCCCCCCUCCCCUGGGGCACAGAAGAGCUGCAGUCUACUUCCCAAGUUUUUCUGGAUAUAAAUUUGCAUGGUAUAGUCCUAAUAGCUUUUGAGCUUUUUAUAUGCAUUUGGCACCGAGACUGGGAUCCACAACUUUGUAGACACUGCAAUGAAGUUAACAUAAUAGCUAUACUAUAAAUAGUGUUUGUAAUUACACAUACAUACACACACAGUUACAUACACAUAUUCUGUAAAAAAAAAACAACUUUUUAAGAUCCUUGGGUAUGUGUUUGCUUUACUCCAUUUCAGAAGAAAGUUACUUUUCUUCAAAUAAAAUUAUUUUAUAGCUUCUCCAUUUUUAAAAUCGUGAGAAGUAACAAGGAGAGAACUCUAUGCUGACAGAAGAGAGUUGAAUUUUAUCCUUCGUCCUGUUGAAAUGACCUCUCAUUACUCCACAGUGGUUAUUGGAGCCAGUAAGUGAGCCGGGUUGAGGAAUUCUGAACCCAGAUCUCUGACAAUGAUACCUGCAUCCAGACCUUAUGAGUAAGGAGAGAAAAGUUUAGUUGGAGAUGUAAUGUGACUUCUUUCUCAACUGAAAGUAAUAAAAAGUUAACUUU
This is a messenger RNA of Ochotona curzoniae (black-lipped pika), 4508 nucleotides long. RefSeq names its product gamma-aminobutyric acid type A receptor subunit beta3 (gene GABRB3). The record is from RefSeq and is a predicted model, not a curated record. Gene Ontology annotation, molecular function: neurotransmitter receptor activity; extracellular ligand-gated monoatomic ion channel activity; GABA-A receptor activity. The transcript has 9 exons. Gene Ontology annotation, biological process: monoatomic ion transmembrane transport; nervous system process; chemical synaptic transmission. Gene Ontology annotation, cellular component: synapse; GABA-A receptor complex; membrane. The coding region runs from base 96 to 1511 and encodes 471 amino acids. Lineage: Eukaryota; Metazoa; Chordata; Mammalia; Lagomorpha; Ochotonidae.